AUGAUUAUCACCAAGCCUUUUCAUUUUGUUCACCAUUUUAAACUUAGCUCUUUGAUUGAUUCAUGCAAAUCCAUGCAACAAAUUAAGCAAACCCAUGCACACUUAAUCACCACAGCUCAAAUCUCACACCUUGUUAUAGCCAACAAAUUCCUCAAGCAUGUUGCUUUAGCUUCUCUUAGUUAUGCCCACAAACUGUUCGAUCAAAUUCCUCAACCGGACUUAUUCAUUUAUAACACCAUGAUCAAAGAGAAUUCCUUGUCACCCCGUUCUUGUUGUGAUUCAUUUGCAGUGUUCUGCUCGUUAAUCCAGGAUUCAGGUCUUUCUCCAAAUCGGUAUAGCUUUGUGUUUGCUUUUGGUGCAUGUGGAAAUGGCUUGUGUGUGAGGGAGGGGGAGCAGGUUUUUUCACAUGCUGUGAGAGUUGGUUUGGAUAAUAAUGUGUUUGUUGUAAAUGCGUUGAUUGGUAUGUAUGGAAAGAUGGGACUUGUUGAGGAUGGGAGGAAGGUUUUUGAGUCGGCUAUGGAUAAAGACUUGUUUAGUUGGAACACUAUGAUUGCUGCUUAUGUUGGAUCCGGUGACAUAGUUGAAGCUAAGGAAUUGUUUGAUAAAAUGCAUGAGAGAGAUGUUGUGUCAUGGAGUACUAUAAUAGCUGGUUAUGUUCAGGCUGCCUGUUUUAUGGAGGCUUUGGAUUUCUUCCACAAGAUGUUGCAAGCUGGGGUCAAACCAAAUGAAUAUACCAUGGUGAGUGCUCUCGCAGCCUGUUCAAAUCAUGUUGCAUUGGAUCAGGGAAAGUGGAUCCAUGUUUACAUUCGGAGGCACAAGAUUAGGAUGAACGAUAGACUUCUUGCUAGCCUAAUUGAUAUGUAUGCAAAGUGUGGAGAGAUAGAAUCUGCAUCAAGUGUUUUCUACGAACACAAAGUGAAGCGAAAGGUUUGGCCAUGGAAUGCAAUGAUUGGCGGUUUAGCAAUGCAUGGAAAACCUGAAGAAGCUAUAAAUCUCUUUGAACAAAUGAAGUUUGAAAAAGUUUCUCCUGACAAAGUAACAUUCAUUGCCUUAUUAAAUGCUUGUAGCCAUGGCUAUAUGGUUAAAGAGGGGAAGUUAUAUUUUGAAUUGAUGACUAGUGAUUAUGGAAUUAGCCCUGAAUUAGAGCAUUAUGGAUGUAUGGUAGAUUUACUUAGCCGUUCCGGGCUCUUGAUGGAGGCUGAAGACAUGAUUUUGAGCAUGCCAAUGGCUCCGGAUGUUGCGAUUUGGGGAGCAUUGUUGAAUGCUUGUAGAAUCUAUAAAGAUAUGGAGCGCGGAUAUAGAAUAGGUAGAAUAAUUAAAGAAAUUGAUCCAGAUCAUAUAGGGUGUCAUAUUCUGUUAGGUAAUAUAUAUUCUACCUCAGGUAGAUUCAAUGAAGCAAGAACGCUGAGAGACAGUAAUGACAGGAAAAAAAUCCCCGGUUGUAGCUCAAUUGAAUUGAAAGGAUUAUUCCAUCAAUUCCUUGUUGGAGACCGAUCACAUCCGCAAAGUAGGGAGAUUUAUUUAUUUUUGGAUGAGAUGAUAAGCAAGUUGAAGAUUGCUGGGUAUGUUCCCGAGUUAGCAGAAGUUUUGCUUGAUAUUGAUGAUGAGGAAGACAAAGAGACUGCUCUUUCUGUACACAGUGAGAAGUUGGCUAUUGCUUUUGGAUUGAUGAACAUGGAACCUGGAACUCCAAUUCGCAUUGUGAAGAAUUUAAGAGUUUGUGCGGAUUGUCAUCAAGCAACAAAAUUCAUAUCCAAGGUUUAUGACCGAGUAAUUAUAGUUCGAGAUAGGAUGAGGUAUCACCACUUCAAAGAUGGAGUUUGUUCUUGCAAAGACUACUGGUAG
Molecule: messenger RNA, 1845 nt
Organism: Lathyrus sativus (Indian pea)
Lineage: Eukaryota; Viridiplantae; Streptophyta; Magnoliopsida; Fabales; Fabaceae
Source: the annotation of a GenBank genome assembly